This is a messenger RNA of Clonostachys rhizophaga, 1086 nucleotides long. The record is from the annotation of a GenBank genome assembly. NCBI's taxonomy places the organism in Eukaryota, Fungi, Ascomycota, Sordariomycetes, Hypocreales, Bionectriaceae.
AUGUCUAGUUUAUAUCAACCCCUCCCUGCCGGCCUCUUGCCUGGAUCAUUGCUUCUGGGAUUUACUCUGGCGCCAAAUAUCUUCUUCCCAGUAUUUACAACUAUUGCGAACCAUGUGCCAAUUCUAGCAAGACUUGGCCCCAUGUUUAUGGAAAACAGCCGCCCGUUUAAGGCGCCGUUAUUGGCCUUCGUUGUACUUGGGGGCGUACGCUGGCUGAACCGCAACCUCUCUAUCAUGGCCCAGAACUCCUGGCGCACAACUCUUCCGAAUGGUUGGGACUGGUCGAAAGAAAUUGCUGUAGUCACUGGUGGUAGUAGCGGCAUCGGCCAAGCUGUCACUCAAAGACUUGUGGCCAAAGGCCUGAUUGUGGCUAUUCUGGAUGUUCAAGACCCUCCGGAGUCGAUGGAGGACCAACAUCGGACGCAUUUCUACAAAUGCGACAUCUCCAAGCCAGAGGACAUCGCAGUCGCGGCAGAGGCCAUCCGGAACGGGUUGGGUCACCCAACUAUCCUAAUCAAUAAUGCCGGGAUUUCCCAUCGGUGCCCAAUUCUUGAACUCUCCGACGAAGCCCUCCAACAGUUGUUUGCCAUCAACUGUUUUGCACACUGGUAUACGGUGAAGCAAUUCCUUCCAGAUAUGAUCAAACAUGACAAGGGACAUGUAGUUACUGUAGCCAGCUCAGCCUCCUUCGUUGCUGUUGCCAACGCCGGCGACUACUCAAGCAGCAAGAGUGCCAUCCGUGCUUUCCAUGAGACGCUCGGUUCAGAGCUGAAGCAUAUUUAUGAUGCCCCAAAUGUGCUCACCACGGCUGUUCAUACCGAAUUCGUCAGGACGCCCAUCUUGAAACACCAACAAGCGCAUCUUGACAAAGAGGGCAUAUUCAUGCUCGACAGCGACUUCGUUGCGGACAAGAUUGUCGACCGAAUCAUGAGCAGAACCGGCGGCGACUUGAUUCUUCCAGAGAGUCAUUCGUUUGUUGCAGGCUUGAGAGCUUGGCCUGCAUGGUUGCAGGAGCUUGCUCGUGAUAAAAUGGGUCGACGUGCGAGGAGGAGGAGAGCGGAAACAGCUGGUGCUGCGCUUCACUGA